Messenger RNA from Anopheles gambiae (African malaria mosquito), 1617 nucleotides. RefSeq names its product glutathione S-transferase (gene GstS1). Lineage: Eukaryota; Metazoa; Arthropoda; Insecta; Diptera; Culicidae. Gene Ontology annotation, molecular function: glutathione transferase activity. The transcript is spliced from 6 exons. The coding region runs from base 23 to 1111 and encodes 362 amino acids. The record is from RefSeq and is a predicted model, not a curated record. Gene Ontology annotation, biological process: glutathione metabolic process.
AUCUUCACUUAAGUGCAACAUCAUGCCGGAUUACAAGGUUUACUAUUUCAACGUAAAAGCUCUGGGCGAACCACUGCGGUUCCUGCUGUCUUACGGCAACCUUCCGUUCGAUGAUGUGAGGAUCACCCGCGAAGAAUGGCCAGCACUCAAGCCAACAAUGCCGAUGGGUCAGAUGCCGGUACUGGAGGUUGACGGCAAAAAAGUGCACCAGUCGGUCGCUAUGUCUCGCUAUCUGGCCAACCAGGUCGGUUUGGCCGGCGCUGAUGAUUGGGAGAACUUGAUGAUUGACACCGUGGUCGACACGGUGAACGAUUUCCGUCUAAAGAUUGCCGUUGUCUCUUACGAGCCGGACGAUGAGAUCAAGGAGAAGAAAUUGGUUACUUUGAACAACGAGGUCAUUCCAUUCUAUCUGGAGAAGCUGGACGACAUUGCACGCGAUAACAAUGGAUACCUGGCCAAUUCUAAACUGAGUUGGGCCGACAUUUAUUUCACCGCCAUUUUGGACUAUUUGAACUACAUGACCAAGUCUGAUCUGGUCGCAAACCAUCCGAAUCUGCAGAGAGUGGUUGACAACGUAACAUCGAUCGAAUCCAUUCGUAGCUGGAUUGAUAAACGACCAAAGACUGAAAUCUCAAUGCCCAUGGGCCAGAUGCCGGUGUUGGAGGUCGAUGGUAAGCGUGUGCACCAAUCUCUGGCAAUGUGCCGGUAUGUGGCCAAGCAGAUCAAUCUGGCCGGUGAUAAUCCGUUAGAGGCUCUGCAAAUCGAUGCCAUUGUCGAUACGAUCAAUGAUUUUCGUCUGAAAAUUGCGAUUGUCGCCUACGAACCGGACGAUAUGGUGAAGGAGAAAAAAAUGGUCACCCUGAACAACGAGGUGAUUCCGUUUUAUCUGACUAAGCUGAACGUGAUCGCCAAGGAGAACAAUGGCCACCUGGUGCUUGGCAAGCCGACCUGGGCUGAUGUUUAUUUUGCUGGUAUCCUAGACUAUCUAAACUACCUGACCAAGACAAAUCUGCUCGAGAACUUCCCGAACUUGCAGGAGGUGGUCCAGAAGGUGCUAGAUAAUGAGAAUGUCAAAGCUUACAUCGCUAAGAGACCCAUCACCGAAGUUUAGACGGAUGGUGUGAUUUGCCGAGAAGAGCAACUUUUAAAAUGCAAUCACCUUGAAUAUGAUUCUUUUUUUUCUUCUACUACUAUUUCUUAUGCUGUUGGAUCGGUCGUUGGUGUUCCGUUUGUUUUUGAUAUCAACGAAUAAUUUACCUACUGAUUUCAAAUUCUAUGCACUCGUGAUAACACAAAGGUUCUGGCGUGCGUUUUGCAUGACGCACUGCGAUUGAAAUUUCUGCUACGAAGGAUACGCUUUUUACUUAACCACGAUUUACCAAUUUCAUCUCAUGCAUGUGUUCACACAAAACAUCAUAAGCUGUAAUAACAGUGGUUCUAGCAUUCACGCCUAAGCUAAGCUCGAUAAUGGAUAAGUAUGACAAUAAAUGGCGAUUCAGAACGGUUGAGAUGAUAUGAAAAUUUUGUGUAAAAGAAACAAAAAAUCUUGAUGCGCGUGAUGAAAUUGUGGGAAUAAACAAGGAAUCGAAACAGAACGUUCGGUUCUGCAAAGCCAAA